Messenger RNA from Manihot esculenta (cassava), 3512 nucleotides. RefSeq lists its product as uncharacterized. The coding region runs from base 543 to 2981 and encodes 812 amino acids. The record is from RefSeq and is a predicted model, not a curated record. The transcript is spliced from 19 exons. Lineage: Eukaryota; Viridiplantae; Streptophyta; Magnoliopsida; Malpighiales; Euphorbiaceae.
AAAACAAAGUUGGCUUACAACACAUCUCCUCCUUUUUUGUGUAUGACUUCCUUCUUCCUUCCAUUUUUAGCAGCUCCCUCACUUCACCUGCACACCCUCAGAACAACCAAAACAGAAGAAGAAGAAGCAGAAACAGAAGAAGAAGAAGAAGAAGAAGAAGAAGAAGAAGGAGGUGUUUAUCUGUGCAUCUUAGAGCUAUCAUAAUCAGAUUUUUGAAGUUUAUGCGACAAAGAUAUCAUCUUUCUUUGAUUUUGGGUUUCUGUUUUUAAAUGAUAUAAACGUUUUGAAAGCACAAGUGCUUCAAAAUUUAAGGCUCCAAUAGAAUCUGAGGAAUCCCAGGAACGGUUAACAGAGAACCCAUUUCAUAUCUGGUGUUGUAUACGUUGGGGUUUUGAGAAUUGAAUUAAUUUCGCGUCGAUUACGUGAAUGGUGUGAAAAUUUGUGAUUCUGGGUUGGAGCUUUUGUUGUUCAAAUUAAUGGAAAGUGGGUUUUUAAUGGCUUAAAAAGCUGAAAGGUACACGAUGAGCUGAGUGUUUAAGAAGAUGGAUACAAAGGAAGAUGCUGAAUUACUAGAGGAUCGAUCACAAGAAGUCCAACCACUAUCCCCAUAUGUGGUGUUAAAAAAUAUGUCAGAGGAGAUGGUUGGCGAGGAACCGCAGACUACUCGGCCAAUGCCACCGGUGCAUAGACGAUCUCAAAGUGAAGUUAUAAACCCGGGACACAUGCGUAGCAGUGGUUUUCAGAAGUUGAAAACUCAGAUGCAAAAGGCUUGGCGAUGGGGUAGCAAUUCCCGGGAACAAGAUUACAAUUUCAAUCCUGAGGUCUUGACGAACCAGAAACGUCAGUGGUAUCAACUUCAUUCCAAGACACUGGACCAUACAAAAUUCAAGGCACCUACCUCACUAUUUGAACACUUUGUUAUUGUGGGGCUUCAUCCUGAUGCCAAUCUUGAGGCUGUGGAAGAUGUAUUUGCAAGAAGAAAGAAAUGGGAGUUGGAGGUAGCAAAAUCUGACAUAAUAUCCUACAAAAGGCUGCAGUCUCGGGAGCCUACAUUUCCUUCAAUGGAACCCCAGAUACUUUUCAAAUAUCCUCCUGGGAAGAGAUUACAUAUGCGCAUGAAGGAUUUAAGUUCCUUCUGUUUUCCUGAAGGUGUUAAGACACGGUUAUUAGAGAGGACUCCAUCACUAAGUGAACUAAAUGAACUUAUUUAUGGACAGAUGCAUAUGGGCAGGGAUGAUCUAGCAUUCAUAUUUUCGCUUAAGGUUGCUGAUAAUGACACACUUUAUGGGGUUUGCUUACAUGUAACAGAAAUUGUCCAAAGGCCACCUGGUAUUUUAGGCACCAUGUCGCCCCUUCCACAGUUAUCUGGACGGGGUUGCCGCUUUUUGGUUUCUGCACCUCGCUGCUACUGUGUGCUAACUAGAGUUCCUUUCUUUGAAUUACACUACGAGAUGCUGAACAGUAUCAUUGCACAGGAGCGUUUGAGUAGGAUAACACAAUUUGUUAGUGAACUAUCAUUGAGUAGUGUCUCUAUAGCAUACAAACAACAUGAUCAAAUGAAUAUGAAUGUCGACUAUCCUGAUAAGGAGUGUGAUGUUGAUUGGAUGGCUUCUGCAAUACCUGUUGACAGUGCAGUGGCCCUUACUGCUGCCGCUGCUGGAAUUAUAUCAGAUGAUGAGAAUCGAACAUUGUCACCAAAGAUAUGGGAAUCUCAUUCUCCUGAAAGUGGUACUACUAGUGAGGCUUCAGAUUUGAGUAUAGCUAGGGAAAUAGAGAAGGAAGGUAAGAGGAAUUUUGAUGAUUGCACUUCCGAGUCAUCAGAAACUCGUUCUGAUGCUUUGGAAAGAAUUGAUGGGAGCUAUGGAAGUGGCCAAGCUUCUCCCGAAAUUGGAGCAUUUAAUUGCUCUAGAAACCGUGGUUUGGAGAGCCGAGGAAGUUUUGAUACUCUGUUCAGUCCAGUUAGAAGCAUGGGAUUAGAGGAUGAGGAUGAUGAACUUUUUGCAAGUUGUGAAAAAGACUUUGAUGAUGACUUCAUAAUGGAAUGGGCUAGGGAAAACAAAAAUGAUUUGCUGCAGAUAGUUUGUCGUUAUCAUUCCAUGCCCCUUCCCCAACAAGGAGGUGAAAUAGUUUUUCAGCCUCUUGAACACUUACAAGCUAUUGAGUAUAAGAGGCCUUCAGUUUCUGACCUUGGCUUUUCUGAAAAUUAUUUAGCUAUGGUGGAAGCUAAUGAGGUCAAUGCAAAGUUGGCUGCUGCUGAAGAAGCUUUGGCACUAUCAAUAUGGGCAACUGCAACUAUAUGUCGAGUUUUAUCGCUUGAAAAUGUUUUGACGCUAGUUACAGGAGUAUUACUGGAAAAACAAGUGGUGGUAGUGUGCCCAAACCUGGGUGUUCUAUCUGCUAUCGUGUUAUCUCUUGUUCCCAUGAUUCGUCCAUUUCAAUGGCAGAGUCUAUUUCUUCCAAUUCUGCCUGGAAGAAUGCUGGAUUUUCUUGAUGCUCCAGUUCCCUUUAUUGUUGGCAUACAACAAAAACCAGCAGACUUGAAGAUGAAAACAUCUAAUCUUGUCCAUGUCAAUGUGCUCAAGAAUCAGGUAAAAAUGUGUCACUUACCAGCGCUUCCACGGUAUAAAGAGCUAGUUUCUGAAGUUGCACCAUUUCAUGCAAAACUGUCAUUUCAAAGUUCGAUUGCUAAAAAGCAUCCUGUAUACAGAUGCAACGAAACUCAGGCUGAAGCUGCAACCCAAUUUUUGACGAUUAUGAGACGCUACUUGGAGUCCAUUUGUUCAGAUUUGAGGUCCCAUACAAUAACUAAUGUACAAUCAAACAAUGACAGGGUUUGUUUACUUCUUAAAGACAGUUUUAUAGACUCCUUUCCCAGUAAGGAUAGACCAUUUGUAAAGCUAUUUGUAGACACACAACUAUUUGCUGUGCUAUCAGACCAUCGGUUGUCGAGCUUUGAGCAUGAGAGCCCCCUGAGCCCCUAACUUAAUCCUUUUACAAGUUCAAUACAUGAGAUCAAAUUUGCAAAGCAAAUUAAGACAUUAAACAAUGCAGUGGAGGAAUAAUGGCUUCUGACUGUUACCGAAUUAUGUCAAUGUAUUCACUGAAGCCAUUAAAUGUGAAAUUGAGAUGCAGCUGCUGGAGGUUGCAUAAAGAAAAUUUGUGAUAUAGCAAUAUAGCAAUAAUUGCAGGUGCCUAACAAGCAACACCUAGGAUUACAUGCCUGUUGUAUUGCCCAUAAAUGAAAACACAAAUGGAAAUGACCAUGAUCCCCCAUUAUUUUAAGAGGCUUAUGGUCUUGGCCUUGUUGAAGGCUUUCUCAUUUCAAGCUCUUGUAAAUGUCAAUAGCAUAAGAGAACAUUUUCUGAGGGGACUUUUUAUUCCCUUGUUGUAUCUUUUAGAUUCACCCUGUACGAUUUUCAAAUGGAUAGAGAUUUUUGUGGCAGGAUUUUCUGUUCAACAUUCUUGGAUUAAAGUUGUUAUUAGAGUUUGAGGUACCUGUAUAAUUUAGGGUU